AUGCAGGUUACUCCAAACUCUGUAAGAUUGGUCAACUCUACAUCUAGAGAUCUGAAAGACGAGUGGUUUGCUCCAGAUAGCUGCUCGUUGACUAUUGCAACUGCUAACGCCACUCAGGUCCUGUUGGCUACUAAUGUUGGCGAUCUGGUAUGCCUAAAAAUUGGUGAUGGGUUUUUGGAGGAAAUAAAAAGUGUUAAGUCGGGUUGUUGUGUCUCGUGCCCGGACAUAAACCCAAUUGAUGACAAAGCAAACUCUAGUAGUUUUGCAGCAGUUAGAAUGUGGGAAGACAGAAGUGUCGACAUAUAUUCACUUCCCGGGUUGGAUCUCAUUAAAAUGGAAAAGUUAGGAGGGGAGAUAAUUCCUCGUUCUGUUCUAAUGUGUUCCUUCGAAAGGAAAUCUUAUUUGCUAUGUGCCUUGGGAGAUGGUCAUCUCUUGCAUUUUGGAUUGAACAUGACUACUGGUGAGCUGACAGACAGGAAAGAACUGUCUCUUGGGACCCAACCCAUAACACUUCGUACAUUCUCAUCUAAAGAAGCUACGCGUGUCUUUGCUGCCUCCAAUAGACCCAUAGUUAUAUGGAGCUGUAAUGAGAAGUUACUUUAUUGCGAAGUAAAUCUUAAAGACAUUAUCCAUAUGUGCCCAUUCAAUGUUGAAGCUUUUCCAAAAGGUCUUGCAAUCGUUAAAGAAGGUCGGUUAGCAAUUUGCACUAUUGAUGAAAGACAAAAGCUUCACAGCCACUCAAUACCCCUUUUGGGGGAGCAUCCACUCCGCAUCAGCCAUCAAGAGCAAUCGCAGACUUUUGCUAUAUGCAGCGUGAAGUAUAAAAAUGGAGAUGACUCUGGCAGGCUUGUCCGCCUAUUAGAUAACAACAAAUUAUAA
This is a messenger RNA of Nicotiana attenuata, 879 nucleotides long. Its product is annotated as DNA damage-binding protein 1-like. NCBI's taxonomy places the organism in Eukaryota, Viridiplantae, Streptophyta, Magnoliopsida, Solanales, Solanaceae. The transcript is spliced from 4 exons. Bases 1 to 879 code for a protein of 292 amino acids. Gene Ontology annotation, cellular component: nucleus. Gene Ontology annotation, molecular function: protein binding. The record is from RefSeq and is a predicted model, not a curated record.